AUUGCAUGAGACUAGUGAGCUUAUAAGACUAGAGAAACAGAACAGUGUGCAAGAGAGAGAGAUUUGAAAAAUGUCGAAGGUAACCUUAGGGAACGAAUCGCUUGUUGGGUCAUUGACUCCAUCGAACAAGAAGUCGUACAAAGUGACCAAUAGGAUUCAAGAAGGGAAGAAGCCUCUGUACGCUGUUGUCUUCAACUUCCUUGAUUCUCGUUUCUUCAGUGUCUUCGUCACCGCUGGUGGAAAUAAGAUUACGCUGUACAAUUGUCUUGAAGAUGGUGCCAUAUCUGCAUUGCAAUCCUAUGCUGAUGAAGAUAAGGAGGAGUCGUUUUACACUGUUAGCUGGGCUUGCGGCGUUUUGGGGAACCCAUUUGUUGCGGCUGGUGGAGUGAAAGGCAUAGUCCGAGUCAUUGACGUCAACAAUGAAAAGAUUCACAAGAGCCUUUUGGGCCAUGGGGAUUCAGUGAACGAAAUCAGGACACAACCUCUGAAACCUCAGCUUGUGAUUACUGCAAGCAAGGAUGAAUCUGUUAGGCUGUGGAACGUUGAAACUGGGAUAUGUAUUCUGAUAUUUGCUGGAGCUGGAGGUCACCGAUACGAAGUUCUAAGUGUGGAUUUUCAUCCCACUGAGAUUUUCCGUUUUGCUAGCUGUGGUAUGGACACCACUAUUAAGAUAUGGUCAAUGAAAGAGUUUUGGACUUAUGUUGAGAAGUCAUACACAUGGACUGAUGACCCAACAAAGUUCCCAACAAAGUAUGUACAAUUCCCUGUAUUUACUGCUUCAGUUCAUACAAACUAUGUAGAUUGUAACCGUUGGGUUGGUGAUUUUAUCCUUUCAAAGAGUGUGGACAACGAGAUCUUAUUGUGGGAACCACAACUGAAAGAGAACUCUCCUGGAGAGGGUACUUCAGAUGUUCUACAAAGAUACCCGGUUCCAAUGUCUGAUAUCUGGUUUAUCAAGUUUUCUUGCGACUUCCAAUUCAGUUCUCUUGCAAUAGGGAACCAGGAAGGAAAGAUUUAUGUCUGGGAUUUGAAAAGUUGCCCUCCUGUUUUGAUUACAAAGUUAUCACACAAUCAAUCCAAAUGUGUGAUCAGGCAAACCGCUAUGUCCGUUGAUGGAAACACAAUUCUUGCUGCCUGCGAGGACGGGACCAUAUGGCGUUGGGACGUGAUUACCAAGUAGCAAACUGAGGCUUCUAAGAACUGAUGGAUUAGGACCCUGCAGGAAGAAGAUAUUAUAUUGUUUUGUUGUAACUCAUAUAUAUUUAUCACAUUACAAUUUGGAAAGUGUAUCACUAUUCCCUGAAACUUUAAGAUGCUUAUUAUGGCCUCAAUAACUUCACUUUGGUUUAAAACAUUUGCAUUUUCAAAACCUUUAUAGUCUUCUGAUCAA
Messenger RNA from Raphanus sativus (radish), 1390 nucleotides. RefSeq names its product polycomb group protein FERTILIZATION-INDEPENDENT ENDOSPERM. Gene Ontology annotation, cellular component: ESC/E(Z) complex. NCBI's taxonomy places the organism in Eukaryota, Viridiplantae, Streptophyta, Magnoliopsida, Brassicales, Brassicaceae. The coding region runs from base 71 to 1180 and encodes 369 amino acids. The record is from RefSeq and is a predicted model, not a curated record. Gene Ontology annotation, biological process: negative regulation of transcription by RNA polymerase II. The transcript has 13 exons. Gene Ontology annotation, molecular function: nucleosome binding; protein binding.